Messenger RNA from Arachis ipaensis, 823 nucleotides. Its product is annotated as CSC1-like protein ERD4. NCBI's taxonomy places the organism in Eukaryota, Viridiplantae, Streptophyta, Magnoliopsida, Fabales, Fabaceae. The record is from RefSeq and is a predicted model, not a curated record.
UCUUGUUGAUGUGCCAGUAGUGUUGGGUAUCCUAGUUUUUUCUGGCAUGGUUCUGCUACCAGUGCUUCUGCCUGUUGCCGUCACCGAUGAUGGUGGGAAUCAAACAACUAGUAAAGGAACUUUUAGUGAACUUGACAAGUUAUCCAUGGCAAACAUCCGGCAAAAGAGUAACCGGUUGUGGGCAUUUUUUAUUUGCUGCUAUUGGGUUUCAAUUGUUUCAUUUAUCCUCUUAUGGAGAGCUUAAAAACAUGUGGCGUGGCUGAGAGGUGAAGCUCUUAAGGCCCCUGAUGUGAAACCUGAACAGUUUGCUAUGGUUGUGAGAGACAUACCUGCUGUUCCCGAAGGCCAAACUCGAAAGGAGAAGGUCGAUGAUUGUAACAGACCACAAAAAGGCAGACAAGAUUUGGGAGGAGUUAGAAGGUUAUAAGAAGAAUCUCGCCCGUGCUGAAGCUGUAUUUGAAAAGUCCAAAGCAACAACCAAACCUGAAGGAACAAGAACUACUAGCAGGACUGGUUUACUUGGACUUUGUGGUAGUAAGGUAGACAGCAUAGAAUAUUACAAUGAGAAGAUUAAUGAAACCGUUACCAAGUUGGAAGCCGAGCAAAAGGUUGCACUCUCAGAGAUAAGCAACAAAAUGCUGCUAUUAUCUUCUUCUCGAACAGGGUUGCUGCAGCAUCAGCAGCUCAGAGUUUACAUGCUCAAAUGGUUGACCAUUGGUCUGUGUUUGCUGCUCCUGAACCCCGCCAACUAUUAUGGCCCAAUUUGACAAUAAAGUAUUUUGAAAGAGAGGUGCGGCAAUAUGUGGUGUAUUUCGUUGUCACA